This is a messenger RNA of Opisthorchis viverrini, 288 nucleotides long. RefSeq lists its product as hypothetical. The record is from RefSeq and is a predicted model, not a curated record. Bases 1 to 288 code for a protein of 95 amino acids. The transcript has a single exon. Lineage: Eukaryota; Metazoa; Platyhelminthes; Trematoda; Opisthorchiida; Opisthorchiidae.
AUGAUUGAAUCCGUCAUUCCGCGAGAGAUACCCCUACCUAACAAACUCCGUGAUGGAGUGGAAAGUCAGAGUGAAACCAUAAACAAACAUUUAUUUUGUAUGGUUAACGGAAAACAAUACAACGUUGACAUCAGAUUGUAUGAGGCCAAUUUGGAUUUCUCACACAAACGUCACAACAAAACAUUGGAAGCUCAGAAUACAGCGAUUUUCAGGCAGCGUGCCAAGUUGUGUCACGCGGAAACGCGAGUGUACACAACGUCAUUACGAUUAACCUCAUCCACCACCUGA